GACAUUCGUCGGGAGAGUGUCGGUGGUGCAUUCGUUAUCGACUACUCUAAAUUUUUUUGUAUGAAUCGAUUAUGACGCUCUUGUAUAUGGUGGUUUAGCCAUACUGAACUAUCGUUGCAAUCUUCCCUUCCCUAAGUGAAUGAAAGAUUACAGCAAAGUUUCCCACGAUGGCAAGUCAGGUUAUAUACCAAAGCCCACCUUUAGACAAUACAGGAUCUUGGGCUUGGACGCUCAGUGCAAAUCUACAGAACUUUAAUCGGUUAUCUCGAGAAAAUUUGCAAAGGGAGCUUGAUAUACACCAAAGUGUUCAGAAACAAAUAGGUAAACCCUUUCAAUCUGUGAAUCUACAACAAUUUUGUUCAACUGAACCGCAAAAUCAAGUGCUAGAAAAUACCUCGUAUUUACAUAAAAACUCAACUAGUCAUGUGGGGAGUGUCAGAAAUACCAGCACUGUUUCUAAAAGCAGUGAGAUGCCAGAGUAUUUCUUAGGUCAUGAAUUGCAGACACCUGUUGAGAAACUUAACUUUGACACUUGUAAGUUGGCCCAGGAAAACUUUGAAAAUGAAAGAAGGCAGAUUUUACUUAAAGAAUUUUCCAACCCAGAAAUACAAUCUUUGCAAUCAAAAAUCCAAUCAGUUAAUUCUAAAAUAAAGCGUUUGCGUUCAAAGGAAAAAGUGUCAACCAAGCCACUCCUUACAAAAGCUAUAUACACUGAAAAUAAACCAACGGAUUCAAAAGCUAUAUACACUGAAAACAAACCAACGGAUUCAAAAGCUAAGAAAACCGCAGAGGAGCCAAACUCAUGGAUCCAAACAUUCAAUAAGGAUGUUAUGUGCUUUCUUUGCCAAAAAACAGUCAAAGCCGAUCAUCUUGGCGAACAUUUAUUUUUCGGUGCUGUCAGAUGUACACAUUGUAAUCGUGAAGUUUUGAAUUGUCAAAGUUUUCAGUUACUGAUUGUUAAUUCAAUUAUGGGAAUUGAAUCGUGUACGCAUUCAUUACGGUACUGUUAUGACCCAUUUGAUUACAUAAGAUCAAGGCUUUCAGAUAAGGCCACUAGCAAUUCGAGCAGUUCAUUUGUUCCUAUGUACUUGCUCAAAAGACUUUCAUUGUAUGUAGGUAGUAUGGAUAGCUUAAAAAAUAAGGAGCCAUGGGGGCCAGCACUUAUACAAUGCAAGAAACACUUGUCAUCCGAAAUUAAAUCAAAAGGACAUACAAAGUCAGUGACGAAUGAAAAUACUAAUGCUGGAAAAUCCAAAACAAAAUUAGCUGCUAAAACUUCUAAACAAACAUCUUCGAAAGACAACCAAAGCAUUGGCGGUGGAAGUCUUCCACCAGAAGCAAAAAACGUAGCCAGACAAGUAACUUGCUCAACAUUAAUCAAUCAAAAUGGGUUUGGAAGCAGAGCUUCUGAAGAUGCAGUGGUCGAUCUUCUCUUAUCGCAGAACUAUGAUCUUGAGCAACUUGAGCAAGCAGUAGAGUACGUUGAGGUGACGGGUCAUAGUAAAUUACAGAAUUCAAGUUUGUCCCGUAAGCCUGAAAAGAAGCCUAGGCCUUAUAAGAAACGAAAACAAAUAGAUAAAUCUCUAUUAAGCCCUUUGGUAAUAGGUAAAGAUCAGCCUGAGGACGAGGAAAUGUGUACCGAAUUCAUAGAAACUCCAGCUAAUGGCUACUAUUACGUUGUUCGCAAGGCUAUUGAAGAAUGCCCGAUGUGUUACACAGUUCUCUGUCCCUCCGAAUUCACAGUGAAUGUUGAAACAUUUCUCAUGACCACGAUUUGCAGUGGCUGUGACUUAACGAUAUACAUAGUCCUUGAUUCCCCUGACGGAUCCGUGACAGGGGUGUCAAUCGUAACAGAAGAGGAACCUGAAAACGAGCCAAAAUCUGUUGAAGUUACCGAAAAGAAAAAACGAAAAUAUACAAAACCUAAGAAACCGGUGAAAACCUCACGAGCUUCAGACUUCUUUGCAAAAUAAAAAUAUUACAUUGUGAAAAAUAAAUGUAACAAUUAUUGUAUACAUGUUUGAUCCAAUACAAUCCACAGAAUAUUCAUAAGUUAUGAAUCUACUUGGCAAUCAUGUACAGUAUUGCUAUGAGGUGCUAAAUAAAGGCAAAUGUUAUAGAAUUUUUGUACUCAAAAAUAAAAUUUUCCAAUACA
This is a messenger RNA of Procambarus clarkii (red swamp crayfish), 2155 nucleotides long. RefSeq lists its product as uncharacterized. NCBI's taxonomy places the organism in Eukaryota, Metazoa, Arthropoda, Malacostraca, Decapoda, Cambaridae. The record is from RefSeq and is a predicted model, not a curated record.